AUGGAAUAUCCAUCAAUUAAAAGAUUUAAACUAUCUAAUCAAACUAAUAAUAAUAAUAAUCAUGUAGAAGAAAUACAAGAAAACAAUAAUAAUAAUAAUAAUACUACUACAACUACAACUACAACUCCUUCUAAUAAUAGUUAUAGUACAAAUUAUCAUAGUUAUCAAUUAAUACCUAUACCCUUUACAUCAACACCACCACCAACUGUUACAUCACCUUUAACAACAUCAACACCAUCACCAUCUACACCAUCACCACCAUCUUAUUAUGUUUCACCACCUAUUCAUCCAUCAUCGACGAGUACUACAUCAUCAAAUUCUUCAUCAUCAUCAUCUUCUUCAUCUUCUGUUGAUCAUCGAUUUGCAAUUAUUGCAAUAGAGGAGGAUGAUGUAUUACCAACACCAACAUCAAAGAUACUAAGUGAUGUUUAUAAAGUAUCUGCAACCUCUAGAAUAGAGACUGCUAUUGCAUUUGAUUCGGUCGAUGAACAACAAGGUACAGAACUUGAAUUGGAUGACUUUGAAAUAUGUCAACAUGGUUUAUUCUCUCUGCAUUAUACUGGAGGUAUCAUUGGAGAGGAAUCUUAUAUUUCAUUGGAUCGAUUUGAUAGCUCAAAAAAGACAUUGGUUGUUGGUGUUGUCUCCAAAGUCGGUCAUCCACUCUAUCAACAAACUGUUAAAUUCUAUAUCAAAGAUUAUUCUCUAAUGUUUGAAACGAGUAUUAGUUGGAGUCUUUGGGUUAAAGAAUCUCAUUCACCAGAACUUUGGUUUAAACUACAACAACCUCAUGAAAGAUAUAAAACUAUUCAUAGUAUCUUUGAAUAUAAAUAUAUACUAUCAAUGCAAGUUACUUCUUUUAUUGAAAAUAAAUCUGAAAAAACUAUAUCAAAUAUGGAAUGGCAUUUAAAGAAUAAAUUACAAAAUUAUGUUGAUGGAGAUUUAGAUAAAGCAAGUGAAUUUAUAACUCAUCAUGUACCAAAGUUGGUAAAAUCAUUUGGUCAAAAGACAAAAAAAAUGUUUGAUGAUCAAUUGGCAAGAUUAAAAUUUAUUGAAGAAUAUCAAGGAUCAUUAUUAGCACCAUUAUUAUCAAGUAAAGCACCACCAGAUUGGUUAACAACCAAAAAAAGUCCUAUAAAAGGAGUUUUACAACCAGAAGAAAGAGUUAAAAAAAUGGUUUUAUUAAAGAGACAACAAUUAAAACAACAAAUUGAACAAGCAUCAAAACAAGAAUUUGUUUCACUACGAAAUAUGCCAGAGAAUAUGAUGGGUUAUCAUACAUACAAUAGAAAUAGAGGUAAACAACCAGAAGAGACAUUUGAAAUUGAUUCUACAGGAGAGAAUGAAUUUGCACAAGACCUAUUACCAUUUCUACAAUGUAUGCUUUGUAAACAAGGUAGACAUAUUUGUCCGGCACAUGCACUCGAUACAGUGGUACCAUACUCUAGUGAAACAAUGGAGGUUUUUGAAGAGUUUCUUUAUCAUUUAGAAGACCAUCGUGAAAUAUUGGAAAAGAGUCUUAGUUUGGCUCAACAAUUGGAAUUACAAACUAGAGCAAUGGUUAAUCAAUUCAGAGUUAGAUCGGCAGUUGAAGGAUUACAAGAAAUUUUUGAAACUGAAAGGGAUAAUAUUAAGGAUAAUAAUAAGGAUAAUAAUAAUAAUAAUAAUAAUAAUAAUAAUAAUAAUAAUAAUAAUAAUAAUAAUAAUAAUAAUAAUAAUAAUAAUAAUAAUAAUAAUGGUAAUGGUAAUAACAAACAAAAGAGACCAAUAUCUAUUCAUUGGCCAUCUGGUUAUAAUAAUAAUAAUAAUAAGUCAAAGAAAUAA
Messenger RNA from Cavenderia fasciculata, 1821 nucleotides. RefSeq lists its product as uncharacterized. The transcript has 3 exons. The record is from RefSeq and is a predicted model, not a curated record. Lineage: Eukaryota; Evosea; Eumycetozoa; Acytosteliales; Cavenderiaceae. Bases 1 to 1821 code for a protein of 606 amino acids.